Messenger RNA from Vigna radiata var. radiata (mung bean), 1520 nucleotides. RefSeq names its product telomere repeat-binding factor 2. Gene Ontology annotation, biological process: nucleosome assembly. The transcript is spliced from 7 exons. The record is from RefSeq and is a predicted model, not a curated record. Gene Ontology annotation, cellular component: nucleosome. Lineage: Eukaryota; Viridiplantae; Streptophyta; Magnoliopsida; Fabales; Fabaceae. Gene Ontology annotation, molecular function: double-stranded telomeric DNA binding. Bases 289 to 1167 code for a protein of 292 amino acids.
UAAAUAGAGACACUUUUUAUUUAUUUAUUUUAUAUUUCACCUCGAUUGAAUAAAACUCAUAUCAUGUGUCUCAUUCUUCUCUGGUUUUAGGCAAAAUCGUUUGGAUUAUUCAUUUUCUCUGUGUAAAUACUUCAACUUUUCCAAUUCUCACCGUCGUCCGGUUAUUCGUAGUCAGAUUUUUUUCUUUUUCAAAGACGCACUAGUAGAAGAGGGAAGUACCGCAUUCCAUUUUCCUCUAAAGUUGAAGCAAAGAGUAGUCUGUCAUAAAAAGCGGCAACCUUUCCUUCAAUGGGUGCUCCUAAACAGAAAUGGACUGCAGAAGAAGAAGCUGCGUUGAAAGCUGGAGUAGUCAAACAUGGAGCAGGAAAAUGGCGCACCAUACUUACAGAUCCUGAAUUUAGUGCUAUUUUGCGCAUGCGUUCAAAUGUAGAUCUUAAGGAUAAAUGGAGGAAUAUAAAUGUCACAGCAAUAUGGGGAUCCCGGCAGAAGGCAAAACUUGCUCUCAAGAGGAGCCUACCUGCCCCCAAAAUUGACAAUAACCAUAUGGCUUUAAGUACUGUAGUUCAGCAUGAUGAAGUUCUUGAUACUAAGCCUUUAGCAGUUUCUGGUGGACCAUUGCAAUCUCCUAAUUUUAAAGAACAAAUAUCAAGGUUGGUGGAUAAUCAUAUAUUGGAGGCCAUUGUCAACAUGAAGGAGCAAAAGGGUUCUGACAAAGGUGCCAUUAUUUCUUACAUGGAGGAAAAGUAUCGGUGUCCACCAAAUAUCAGUAAACUACUGUCAACCAAACUGAAGCAUAUGGUAGCAAGUGGCAAAAUAAUCAAGGAGAAGCAUAGAUACAGGAUAGCAUCGAGUUCAGCUGUCUCUGAGAAAAGAAGGUCCUCGUCAUUGGAAGGAAGGUCCAAAGAUCAUUCAGAAGCAAAUAAGAAUGAUGAUGUCAACAUCCUUUCAAAAUCCCAAAUUGAUAAAGAGAUAUCAAAAGUGAAGGGCUUGACAGCUCAAGAGGCAGCAGCUGCAGCUGCAAAAGCCGUGGCAGAGGCAGAGGCUGCAAUUGCACAGGCUGAGGCAGCAGCUAGGGAGGCAGAGGCUGCAGAAGCUGAGGCUGAGGCUGCCCAAGUGUUUGCAAAAGCUGCAAUGAAGGCGCUAAAAUGCAAAAUGCUUCAUAUUUGAUGGUUUGGACACGUGAUCAAUUAUUAGCAGAGUUGACUUAAGAUUAUUGUUUCUCUGCUGCGCUUCCUCCCUGUUUUCCGUAACUGUACAUACUUUUCGGCUUGUAAAUCUUGAAUAGUGCAGGAUGAUUCAUGAAACAUUGUAAGGAGUCAAUAAUAGCCUUUUUUUUUUCCUUUCCUUUUUCUUAUUUUUAAAGGAAGACAAAGCAGCAACGGAAGAGUGGAGAUGACCAUGUUUUUCUGUAGUAGAAUGAUUGACAUCCACGUAGAGUAAAUGAAGAAAGUGUUUCAAAAGCGAUAUGGAUUGUCAUUUGUAGGCAGAUCAUAUAUUCAAUUCAAGGAUGCUUGUUUUAA